Molecule: messenger RNA, 1538 nt
Organism: Otolemur garnettii (small-eared galago)
Lineage: Eukaryota; Metazoa; Chordata; Mammalia; Primates; Galagidae
Gene: HTR1B
Product: 5-hydroxytryptamine receptor 1B
Exons: 1
Coding region: 361-1518 (385 amino acids)
Biological process (GO): adenylate cyclase-activating adrenergic receptor signaling pathway; vasoconstriction; bone remodeling
Cellular component (GO): plasma membrane
Molecular function (GO): G protein-coupled serotonin receptor activity
Source: RefSeq, a predicted model, not a curated record
AAAGCUCUCUCUUCAAGCAAUAUUGCGUCCUUCUGCACCAGACACCUCCGGGGAGCCGGAGCCAGGCUGUGUGGGCCAGUUCUUAGGAACCCAGGACGGAGACGGGGCGUGGAGAGGAGCGACCAGGGACGCGGCCGCAGCGCCAGGCGCGCUGGAAGUGCAGGGGACGCGCCUGCGGUGUUUGGUUGCCGCACCCCUGACCUCUGGUUUUAGCUGGGAACUUGGGCAGAGGAGUGAUUGGUGAACCAAAACACUGACCAGCAGCCGGGGACAAACCGGUGAUCUCCGGGGUCCUCCCGCCCUCUCCCUUGUCCGCUCCAUGCCUAAGAGCUGCUCUCCGAGGCUUGAGCGAGGAGAGCCAUGGGGGAUCGGUGCACCCCGCUGCCGCCUGUGGGCUCCCUGACAGGGGUUCCUCAGGACAACUUCUCCUCUGCCCCCUCCCACAACUGCAGCGCCAAGGACGACAUCUACCAGGACUCCAUCGCCCUUCCCUGGAAAGUCUUGCUGGUCGUGCUGCUGGCACUGGUCACCUUGGCCACUACGCUGUCCAAUGCCUUUGUGGUCGCCACGGUGUACCGAACCCGAAAACUGCACACGCCGGCCAACUAUCUGAUCGCCUCCCUGGCGGUCACCGACCUGCUCGUGUCCGUCCUGGUGAUGCCCAUCAGCACCGUGUACACGGUCACCGGCCGCUGGACGCUGGGCCAGGCGGUCUGCGACUUCUGGCUGUCGUCGGACAUCACCUGUUGCACUGCCUCCAUUCUGCACCUAUGUGUCAUCGCACUGGACCGCUACUGGGCCAUCACGGACGCCGUGGAGUACUCAGCGAAGAGGACUCCGCGGAGGGCGGCGGGCAUGAUCACCCUGGUGUGGGUCUUCUCCAUCUGCAUCUCGCUGCCGCCCUUCUUCUGGCGCCAGGCCAAGGCCGAGGAGGCGGUGUGCGUGGUGAACACCGAGCACAUCCUCUACACCGUCUACUCCACGGUGGGCGCCUUCUACUUCCCCACCCUGCUCCUCAUCGCCCUCUACGGCCGCAUCUACGUGGAAGCCCGCUCCCGCAUCCUGAAGCAGACGCCCCACCAGGCCGGCAAGCGCCUGACCAGAGCGCAGCUGAUCACUGACUCCCCCGGGUCCACGUCCUCGGUCACGUCCACCAACUCGCGGGCUCCCGACGCGCCCAGCGAAUCCGGCUCCCCCGUGUACGUGAACCAAGUCAGAGUGCGAGUCUCCGACGCCCUGCUGGAGAAGAAGAAGCUCAUGGCCGCCAGGGAGCGCAAGGCCACCAAGACGCUGGGCAUCAUCCUGGGCGCCUUCAUCGUGUGCUGGCUGCCCUUCUUCAUCAUCUCCCUGGCCAUACCCAUCUGCAAGGAUGCCUGCUGGUUCCACCUGGCCAUUUUUGACUUCUUCACGUGGCUGGGCUAUCUCAACUCCCUCAUCAACCCCAUCAUCUACACCAUGUCCAAUGAGGACUUUAAGCAAGCCUUCCACAAACUGAUACGCUUUAAGUGCACAAGCUGACUUGCCAAGGGCAGUGGGGU